Aethalodelphis obliquidens (Pacific white-sided dolphin) is the source of this 7442-nucleotide messenger RNA. RefSeq names its product oxysterol binding protein like 5 (gene OSBPL5). Gene Ontology annotation, cellular component: cortical endoplasmic reticulum; cytosol; membrane. The coding region runs from base 4039 to 6492 and encodes 817 amino acids. Gene Ontology annotation, molecular function: cholesterol binding. The record is from RefSeq and is a predicted model, not a curated record. NCBI's taxonomy places the organism in Eukaryota, Metazoa, Chordata, Mammalia, Artiodactyla, Delphinidae. The transcript has 20 exons.
AAUAAUGAGGGCCAGGUGAAGCCACGGCAGCCUCAUUUAUGGCAGCGGGGAAGAAUUUAGGCAACUGUAGGCCGAGGGCGAGCUGUAUGGGCAAGCAUCACUCCAGUAACCAAGGGUAACGGAGGGCUGUUACUGUGGUCGGGGCACAGGCCAGCCGUCAGAGGUUGGGGAGGGCAGUGAGGGCAAGGCACGUGGUGGCCCGAGAUGUCUCAGGCGGGCAGAAUCCAGGCUCCAAGGGCCCAGGGCUGGGCCCAGAGACAGCGUGCCCUGAGCCCUUGGGCAGCUGGAGCCCAGGCCGGGACAGAGGGAGAUAGCUGCCCGCCGCGGGUGUGGUCCCUGGUUGCUGGCCCAGCCUGGGAAUCUAUUUCCUCAUCCGCCUCCCUCCCUCCUCCCUCCAUCCUCAUGGACUGGCUCCCAUCCUCACGGGUCUGUGCUCCCUACGAGCCUUCAGCUUUCCCUGUGAGGUGCAGAGCAGCAGACAAGGUCAUGGUCAGCCCAGCAUCGGGUUGACGGUCCUCCCGGCUUGGAGCCUCCAAGGGUCCGCAGACCCGCCAGGUGCCGGAUUCCUCCUGCCUCCUGCCAGUGCCUGGAGGGCAGGGCCUCAGUCCUCGGCAGCACCAGGCAUAGCAGGAGGCCUGGGAUAGGAACCUCACCAGGGUUACCGUGGAAAUUGGCCCCCAAGCUGACGCUGGCCAGAGGUUCCUCCCCUAACCCGCAGAGGAGGGACGAAGCCCAGGGGCGUUUGCUCUGCUGCCUUCAUUCACCCCAGGCUCUGGGGUCCCCAAGCCCUGGAGCGGAGUGGCGCCCACACCUGCUGCAAGUCCCUGCUCCCGGCCCUGGGGAGACUCAGCACACGGGAGGGACAGUGCUGUCCCCUUUCCUGGAACUUGCAUCCUGGGGUGGAAGAAAGUUGACACAGAAGAAGGAAUGUAGGAGCAACGGUCCAGCGACUUGGACUGUUCCACGGGGAUGUGGCAUUGUGCGAGACAGAGGGGUGGCAACCUUCUGGGAAGGGACAUUUGAGCGGAGAGUGGAAUUUGAGAAGGACCCAGCCACACGGACGGACGGAGAUGUGGGCGAGGGCGUUCGGUGGCGGGGGACGUCAGAGCAGAGGCCCCAGUGGGCACUGGCUUAGCGUGUUCAAGGAACAUAACGGGGGCCAGUGUGUCUGGGGCAAGUGGGUGACAGAGCCAGGCAGGGAAUGAGGUGGGAGGAGCGGGCAGGGGUCCUGACGGCCUGGAAAACAGGGACAAGGAGACAGAGGCCGGACUGUGUUCUAAACACAGUGUGGAGCCUCUGGCGAGAGGGGCCCUGGAUUUAGCUCUGAAAUGAACGAAGCAGCAUCUCUCCCUCCUUGACCCCAAACGAGAUCAGAGACAGCAGCCAGGGGUGGGCAUUGGGAAGGCCGAGGGGCUGCGUGUACACCCUGAGGCCUUGCCGAAGGAGAGGGGCCACCUCGCUGUCCGAGUGGGUCAGAGGGGGGCCUUUGGGGGCCCGCGCCUGCUCUGGGGUGUCAGGACACAGAGGGGGUAUCCACGGGUGCCCGCCGGCACUGCACUCGGAUCUGUGGGGGUCUGUUCUGGACCAGCUGUUCAGCCAUUUGGAUGUCACCUCUGAUGUACCUGAUUAUUGGGCAAAUAGGAAGGAAGGGGGGAAGGGAAAUCAGGCUGCUCUUCUGAGAAGAGAGAUUCACGGAGGAGGGAGGGGAGAGAGUUUGGACGGAUGGAUCGAUGGAUCGAUGGAUGGUUAAAUGAUUGGAUGUUUGGAUGGAUGGAUGGGUGGCUAGGCGGUUAGAUGGAUGGACAGAUAGGCAGGUGGGAAGAUGGGUGGCUGGCUAGCUGGAUGGAUGGAUGGAUGGAAAGGAGGGAGGGAAGGUGGAACGGAGGAUGGUAUAUAUGAGCAGAUGGUGGGGCUCACAGACUAAUGAGUCCCACUGGCCGCUGGUGGUUAGCUGUGCUGGGGGAGGAGAAAGGCAGCCAGUGACCUCUGUGCCCUCCCCACCCUGCCCUGGUAGAGCCGGGGUGCAUGGCCAGAUGGGGGAGCUGAGAUGUGUGGGCAGGAGCCCCUCUCCCUGCCCCAAGUUUGCAAGACUCAACCCCUAAGAGACCUGCAGCUCCAGGUGAGGAAGGCCUACCUGUGUCAUCCCUCAUCACGCGUCCUGGGGCCUCCAUGGCAGGAGCGGGUCUGACUCACCUUGGCUGCCAGCCAGGUGCUUGGAAGAGCUCAGCUACAUGAGGAGGACGGCGGUGGACGUCCUCUCAGGUGCUGGCUCCCUGGCCUGAGACACGCCUGGGGAGUCAGUGAGCGAGCUCUGAGACUCUGCAAGCAGGGGCUGGGCUUCCAGACUCCCGCCCGCUCCUCCGCGCAGUGGGUUUGCUAGAAGCUAAGCUGAACUGGUGAGAGGGGGGGACUCGGGCCAGGAUUGAGAGUCAGCCUACCUGACUCAAGCACAGCCGUUGCCAAUUAACGACUGUUCGACCUGGGGCCCCAAACCCCAACCUCUCUGAAACCAGUUUCCCGCUCUGUGAAAUGGCAGAGGUGACAAGCUUAGCCAGGUGACACGGUAGUGAUUAGGAAGGGUGGGGCCCCUGGGCCCACUGCAGCCUUGGAGCCCCCCCCACUCUGGCCUCUGGGCAGGGAACACAGAGGAGUUUCCGGGGCUGCCGACGGAACCCUGGGCCACCCUGCCCACUCCUGAAGCCCUGCCCGGGUCCACUCGCCCACCUGUCACAGCAGGAAAGGCUCUGUGUUUCUGCUGCCCCGCCCAGGAAGGCCCAGGGCCAGGGGAGAAAGCGGGAACUUUGUCCUGGGCUUGGCAGGAGGCCACCGGCCCACCCGGGAGGCGGCAGGAGGCACCACUGGGCCUUUAGAAAUCGGUCACUGGGCCUUUACGCAGCAUGUCCUCAGGGAGUGGAAAGAACCCAGGAUUCCGAGCCGGAGUUCCUGCUCUGCCAACAUCGGCCAGGCCGUGACCACAAGGCUAGACCAUCAGCUCUUGGAGCCAUGAUUUUCUCAUCCAUAAAAUGGGCCGACGUCGGUGCCGUGCACUGGGAACUGCUUGCCCCAGCCCCACGCAGGGCGGGGCUGCAAGGGGGCAGGAGACAGAGGGAGCUGCCUCUUUCCUGAUGUGGGCAGACCGGGGCAGCGGCAGGGCUUGGGAGGGCGCGGCAGGCACCUGAAGGACUGGCCGCCGGGCUCCCCCGGGGGCCGCUGCUUCCUUUGGGACCGGACGCUGGUUUGGGCAGUGCUGUGGGGCAGGAAGUGAUGUCUUGGGCAGAGUGUGGGUUCGGGUGCACCUCACCGUAAGCGCGCCUGCACUGCCUCUCCGAGUUAAGGCACUUUGGGUGCAGGUAUCGGAAACCCAGCCGGGAGCUGAAGCCAGGGAGGGCAGGAGGCGGGGUCUCGAGGCGCCCUUAGGUGGGAUGGGCAGGCCAGGUUCAGGGACGGCCCCAGCCCCAUGCCAGCUCCCCCGAGGGCUCUGUGGCCGCCUGUCUGGCCCGCCUGCGUCCCCCUCUCUGGGCAGCCCUUGGCCCCCUCCCCUGGGUGCACCGGUCGCUGUCUUCCCACCACAGAGCUCCAUCCCCUAGCGGGGGAAGUCUGGUGGCCCGGCAUGGGUCAGGGGCCCACCUCAGCUCCACUUCACCGUGUCCAAGGUCCUACAGAGCUGACUUAGUGCCGGGCCUGGGGGGCAGGGGGUCCUGCCACAGCUGUGACAGCCAAGCUUCCAGCGGGGCCGGUCCGGGCCUGGCUUCUGCCAUGGGCCCUGGAAAGCCUGAGCUUGGCCGUGAAGCCUUCCCUGGGUGACCCGCAGGCCCCUCGGGCCCUCGUCCCAUUUCUGAGACGUACCCUGAGUGGGGACCUGACUAUAAGACACGGUGGCGCCGGCCACUAGGCCCUGGCUCUCUGGCGGGUCUCUGGUCCCCUUGCCAGGGCGGGUGGAGGAUGCCCCCUCCAGGCCCCAGGCUGCCCCAGCCUCAGCGUGAGGCGUGACCAGUACUCUCCCCUCCUUCCUUCCAGAAGCCCCCCAGUGCCCACGCCAUGAAGGAGGAGGCCUUUCUGCGACGACGCUUCUCACUGUGUCCGCCCUCCUCCACCCCUCAGAAAGUCGACCCCCGGAAACUCAGCCGCAACCUGCUCUUGGGUGGAGAGAAUGAGCUCGACUCUCUGGGUCCAGGGAAGGACAUGGAGCCCAACAGCCCAUCGCCGCCCAGAGAUGAAGGGCCCCCGACCCCAGGCUCUGCCACGAAGGUGCCACCGCAACCUGAGUCUCUCUUGCAGGCGGAAUACAGGCUGUGCAAUGGGUCCGACAGGGAAUGUGUAUCCCCGACAGCCAAGGUCACCAAGAAGGAAGCUCUCAAGGCACAGAAGGAGAGCUACCGCCAGGAGAAGAAGCGCGCCACCAAGCAGCUGCUCAGCGCCCUGACAGACCCCAGCGUCGUCAUCAUGGCCGACAGCCUGAAGGGCCCCAAAGGUGAGAGCGUGGGCUCCAUCACACAGCCCCUCCCCAGCAGCUACCUGAUCUUCAGGGCCGCCUCCGAGUCGGAUGGCCGCUGCUGGCUGGACGCCCUGGAGCUGGCACUGCGCUGCUCCAGCCUCCUGCGACUCAGCACAUGCAGGCAGGGCCGCGACGGGGAGCCCGGGUCCUCGCCAGAUGCAUCACCCUCCUCGCUCUGCGGGCUGCCCGCCUCGGCCGCCGUCCACGACCAGGACCUGUUCCCACUGAACGGGUCUUCCCUGGAGAACGACGCUUUCUCAGACAAGUCAGAGAGAGAGAACGCUGAGGACUCAGAUAAGGAGACCCAGGACCGCAGGCGGAAGGCCGAGAGCGGGGGCGAGCCGUCGGAGGCCCCGGGGCGCCCCGCGCGCAGAGGGACCACGUACGUGGUACAGGAACACGAGGACCUGGGGGAGCUGGGCGAGGCAUCGCAGGUAGAGACGGUGUCUGACGAGAACAAGAGUCUGAUGUGGGUCCUGCUGAAGCAGCUGCGGCCGGGCAUGGACCUGUCCCGCGUGGUGCUGCCCACCUUCGUCCUGGAGCCCCGCUCCUUCCUCAACAAGCUCUCCGACUACUACUACCACGCCGACCUGCUCUCCAGGGCCGCACUGGAGGAGGACGCCUACAGCCGGAUCAAGCUUGUGCUGCAGUGGUACCUGUCCGGCUUCUACAAGAAGCCCAAGGGGAUCAAGAAGCCCUACAACCCCAUUCUGGGGGAGACCUUCCGCUGCUGCUGGUUCCACCCCCAGAACCACAGCCACACCUUCUACAUAGCUGAGCAGGUGUCCCACCACCCCCCCGUGUCCGCCUUCCACGUCAGCAACCGAAAGGACGGCUUCUGCAUCAGCGGCAGUAUCACAGCCAAGUCCCGGUUCUACGGGAACUCACUGUCAGCUCUGCUGGAUGGCAAGGCCACCCUCACCUUCCUGAACCGGGUGGAGGAUUACACCCUUACCAUGCCCUACGCCCACUGCAAAGGCAUUCUCUACGGCACCAUGACCAUGGAGCUGGGCGGCAGAGUGACCGUCGAGUGUGAGAAGAACAACUUCCAGGCUGAGCUGGAAUUCAAGCUCAAGCCCUUCUUCGGGGGCAGCACGAGCAUCAACCAGAUCUCCGGGAAGAUCACAUCGGGCGAGGAGGUCCUGGCGCGGCUCACGGGACACUGGGACAGGGAAGUGUUCAUCAAGGAGGAGGGCAGAGGAGGCGCCGAGCUCUUCUGGAACCCGAGCGAGGAGGUCCGCGGGCAGCGGCUGAAGCGGCACACGGUGCCUUUGGAGGAGCAGACAGAGCUGGAGUCGGAGCGGCUCUGGCAGCACGUCACCAGGGCCAUCAGCGAGGGUGACCAGCACAAAGCCACACAGGAGAAGUUUGCCCUGGAGGAGGCACAGCGGCAUCAGGCCCGAGAGCGCCAGCAGAACCUGGUGCCCUGGACGCCGCAGCUGUUCCACCUGGACCCCACCACCCAGGAGUGGCGCUACCGAUAUGAGGACCACAGCCCCUGGGACCCCCUGAAGGACAUUGCCCAGUUUGAGCAAGACGGGGUCCUGCACACCCUGCAGCGGGAGACCAUGGCCCGCCAGACCACCUUCCUGGGCAGCCCGGGGCCCAGGCACCAGGGGUCUGGCCGCGACCGGCGGCUCCGCAAGGCCAGCGACCAGCCGUCUGGCCACAGCCAGGCCACCGAGAGCAGCGGCUCCACGCCCGAGUCCUGCCCAGAGCUCUCUGACGAGGAGGAGGACCGUGACUUCGCUCCCGGCUGCGAGAGCCCGUGCCCUCGGUGUGGGAAGGAAGCGUGGCGGCUGCAGUUGCUGCACGAGGGGAUCCUGUCCAUCCGGGAGGCCCAGCAGGAGCUACAUAGGCAUCUCUCGGCCGUGCUGAGCUCCACGGCACAGGCCAGGCAGGCACCAGCCCCAGGCCUCUUGCACAGUCCCCGCUCGUGGUUCCUGCUCUGCAUGUUCCUGGCGUGUCAGCUGCUCAUUAACUACAUCCUCAAAUAAGAGCCCUUCGGGGACGGCGUGGGCAUCGCCUGCAGAACUCGGGCAGCCCCAGCCUCCCUCCCAGGCACCUAGCACUUUAAGCCAGCCCCGUGGAGGCAGAGACCCAGCGAGCACGGCCUCUGUGGACAGAGGGGCCCAGGGCGGCACAACAGCAGGAGGAACCUGGGGGGCCACACGGGGUCCUCCCGGGGAGGCGCUGGCCUUAAUGCUGAAGCCAAAUGCCACAUUCGUCGUGCACUGCACCCCCUGGUGACCUCGUCCCAUCCUCCCUGGUCAGCCUCAGGGGAUUGAUGGCGGAGGGGCAGGAGAGCCUGCAGGUCUCUGGAUGUCGUUCCCCAGCAGGGGUGAGUGGGGGCGUUGAGGAGCAAGCCGGGACCCCAGGCCCUCCUUGGGCCUGACACACAGGCCAGCCCUUCCUGAGACCCUGCCCACAUUGCCCUGGAGGGGCCACGGGUGGGCUGCUUCGGAGAGGGCGCUUGGGGCUUUAUUCUGCCUUUGUGCUGUCUGGACAGAGCCCAGUUCCUAUACCUACAGGACCCGCCCCACCUCCCUCAGCCAGGACGUGCCAAGCUGGGGCGGGCACACGUGAGCACGGCGUGCCUGGGGACAGCGUCCCCGGCCCGGAGCCUGAGUUGGACACUUUGCUCAGACUGAUGCACGGUCUUCUCCUCCCACACGUUUUUAAUAAACGCAAUCGCAAUAUUUUAGGCAGGCUGCAAACAGCGCCUGGCGUCUGGCCUCCAUUCCUGUGUCAAAUGCCAGGGUGUGUGUGUGUGUGUGUGUGUGUGUGUGUGUGAGCAUCUGCACAUAUAGAUACACACGGAGCCUUAAACUAUGUUGUGACGGUGUCAUCUGAGCUGAUUGUCCAGUUUAUGUACCCAUGUUCUUAUCCUCCCCCAGUUUGGGGACAUGUCUUUGCUCCAUCCCUUGAAAUAAACAAGACACACAUA